AUGGCCGACCAACACGCGUCUAGAGGCAGAGUCCGCGACUCUCACGACCUCUCGCUGUCCCCACGCAACGUCACCCGGGACUCGCUGGUGAAUAACAUGCUGCUGUCCCUCGACCACUUCUCCCACGGCUUCCAGCCAUCAGCCGCCGCCGCCUCCUUCUCCUCCUCCUCCUCCUCCCGGCACCCGCAGCCGUCGCGACACCAGUACUCGUACAGCUCCGACUACGACGACGACUCGACCCGAACCUCGGUCCAGCUGCCCAGAGCCCGGAGCCGCAGCCCCAACCGACGCAGGAGCAACAGCAGCUCGACCUUCCAGGCAUCCUUCCCCAAGCCCCCCGGCGUCGCAGAUUCUCCCAUCCAUCGCGCGCGACCUCGAGCCAACACCGGCAGCAGCACCAGCAGCGCCAGCUUCGACGCGGGCUACCCUCAAAACAUUGCUGGACCUGCCAGCUGGGAUCGCACCGGCUUCAGGCGCUCGGCGAGUUUUGAUCUCGGGCCGCUGCAGGCGCAAACGCAGCUCAAUGCGCCCUUGAUCUCCCCGUUCCACAUCGACUUCCUGACCAACCCGUCCAGCUUGGACCUGGAUCCCGUCGACGGCGCCUCGGGACACACCAGACGACCAGCAAACCACCAAUUGGUGGCACCUGCCAUGGCCUUAAGCGACUUCGAUGCCGCCCCGGCGCCCAGCGUCAGCUACGGCAAGUCAAAGACCGACCAGCUCGCCGCCUCCCAGUCUGCCGGCGGACUUGCCCAGCCCAAGGAGCGGCACGGCUUCUUCCGACGUGUCUUUGGUGGUUCCUCCAAGAGCACGACGCCCGCCCCCCCCGCGGAGACGUUGACGUCGCGCCUCACUGGCCAAGGGAGCAUCGUAGCUGCGCCUGCCCCCAAGGACCCUCUGCCGCAGCCGCAGCCGCAGCAGACGCAGCCGGUGCUGCAGAAGAAGUCGUCGUCCUUCUUCCGCCGCCGCAAGAAGUCAGUUGCUGACGAGGCGCCGCCGCUGCCUUCCGAUGUGCCUCCUGUACCCUCUCUCGCUGAUGUCAAUGGCAACCUCCAUCCCGACUCUGACCGGACCACAGACAGCCCUGCUGGCAGCCUGAGGCAAAUCAUGACCCCGUACCUGAAGGACGGCGCCGCGCACUCGCACUCGCACCCUCUUGGCGACAUCACCAACAAGGCAGCCCCCAGAGCGGCUGAAGACGACGACGAUGAUGAUUACAGACCAAAUGUCCAGCGAGAAUUCUCUCCCGACUACGAGCUGAGCCCCAAUGCCAAGAUUCGGGUAGUGCGCAACUCGGAUUCGGACCUAGAUCAAUCGGCUUAUGACAAGCCUGGCCGAGCUCCCAACAAGCUCGUGCACAGGAACAAUUCCUUCCUGGACCUCGACGGAGGUAGUGACAACGAGGAGCCCCCUGUUCGCCGAAUGUCUGACAAGGAAAACGAUGGCCGAUUAGCUUCUCCCACCGCCCACAAGAGCAAAGACACUGCUGGUACACUGCGCGGUAAGAAGUCGCCGCGUAUCACCGACCAGGAGAGGUUUGGCGACGAGCCGCCUCGUCCUCACAGGGCUCCGCCGGUCAGUGAAUGCCGGUCGACGUCCUAUGCCUCGGCAUCGACAGACGACGGAGACUACAAGACGGCCCCCAGUGCGGCCCCCAGCGUUCGCGUUGAACGAUCGAGCGAGUCAAGUGUCAGGGGUCCGGGGACGCUGGACAUGCUUAAGAAUCGAGACUUGGACGAACCUGAAUUUGUUAUUGGCGAGCCGACCGAGGAUGAACGGCAAAAGGCGCAGCAGAUAUUCGACGGCUGUGAGGACUUCAUCCCCAAGGAAAAGGCUGCCUCCUGGAUGGGUGAGGAGGGCCCCAUCCGGCAGCGCACUUUGCAGGCAUACAUUGAGCUGUAUGACUUUACCGACCUGAGCAUCCUCAAUGCUCUGCGCAAAGUGUGCGGCCGCUUAAUCCUACGCGGUGAGACACAGCAAGUCGAUCGCAUCCUCGUGGCCUUUUCCAAGCGUUGGUGCGAUUGCAACCCAAACCACGGCUUCAAGGCAACUGACGUCAUCCACACCAUAUGCUACUCUAUCAUGCUGCUCAACACCGAUCUGCACCUUGCCGAUAUCGAGCAGAAGAUGACCCGUAGCCAAUUUGUGAAGAACACACUGACGACAAUCACACAGGCUGUGGAAGAGUCUGUUCCGGAUGCGUUCGACCGCCCCAGCAUUUUGCCUGAAAGGGGCUCUGUGCUUCAUGAGGGGGGACGGGCUGUAUCCGAGCCGCAAGAGAAGAAGUCUUUCCGCAACUCGUUCCGACCACCACCUCGCAUCGAUACCCAGCUGGUGGAUGCCCACGACGACUGCGGGCCACUUGUCAAGUCGUCCUUUUACGGUUCGAUGAAGGCUUGGGAGGAGCAGAUUGAGAUCGUCUUGAAGAGCAUCUACAACUCCAUCAAAGAGGAUAAGCUGCCCCUGUUUGGUGCAGAACCAGAGAAGCACCUCCAUAACAUGCCGUCGCAGAGCAACCUGUCUGUCAUGGGCAUGCUCAAGAGGAGCCCGAGCGUCCUGAGCAAGGCACCCUCGGAAAGCCAAAUGUCGACGCGAGGCCGGCUCGCAGACAACAGCCGCAAUGGCAGCUCCCGAUGGGCGUCCAAAAGCCGCUCGCGAACCGGGCUUGGGCGCCAGGGCUUCAACUCCAGCCGGACGAGCUUCGACGACACCAAUUCUCUGUGGAGCCCGGCCAUGUCCUCUGCCACCUGGAGCCGCUACUCCCUGGGGCGGACUCAGGGCUCCAUGUCUCAAGAUUCAUUCGGCUCGGCAAUGCCCCGAGGAGACUAUCAGCAAUCCAUCGGCUUUGCAAAUGCUCUGAGCCAAGCUAUUGUUCGUUCCGACGAUGCGAACGUCAAUGAUAACAUGUCGGUCAUGAGCGCUGAUGUACCUGCUACGGGAUUGCUGGACGACGAAUCGCUCGAACUGGCCGGCCCUCCGUGGAUCAAGGAAGGUCGAGUCAUGCACAAGCAUCACCUGGACGGUGUCGGCAAGAGGGCAAAGGAUCGAAACUGGACCGAGGUCUUUGCCGUCAUCCAGAGAGGUCAGAUGAGCAUUUUUUCGUUCAACGCCCCCAAGUCGACGAGGCAAAAGAGCCGCACAAGGAACGCAGACAAGGCCAACGCCCCCGUUGGAGGUGGUAACUGGCAGGACAACGCCGUAAACCUGGGCACGUUUAACUUGCGACUGACCCUGGCGUCGGCUCUGCCAUCGCCCGGAUAUUCGCGGUCGAGGCCGUAUGUGUGGGCGCUCAGCUUGCCCACGGGUGCCGUUCACCUGUUCCAAGUCGGAACGCCCGAGAUUAUCAAGGAGUUUGUCAGCACGGCCAACUAUUGGAGUUCGCGGUUGAGCACGCAUCCGCUGAUCGGUGGCAUAAGCAACAUCGAAUACGGAUGGAGCGAUAGCGUCAUCAACAGCGCGCUCGCUGGCGCCAACAGUGACAAUGCCUCCAUCAUGAGCGGCGGCCGAACCUCACGCCCUGGCAGCCGUGCCGCUCACGGUCGCCAGCCGAGUGUCCAGAGCGUCAACAUGCCUUCCUCUAGCAUCGAUCUCGGAUCCGGGCCCUUUACUUCCGGCGGACGCGGCAAGCUGCCCGGUGAUCGCAUCACCAUUUCCGAGUGGGCACCUCCGACGCAGAGCAUGCGGCCGAGCCAUUUGUCCGAGCCGGAGCAGCUGGAGGCUCUCACGGCAUAUGUCAAGAGCAUCGAGGAUGACUUGCAAAACCACAACCAACUGCGCAGCCCCAUGCUUCUCGCCUUUACCCCCAGGGGCAGCAACGCGAACAAAGCCAUGGCAAACUGGGAGCGCAAGAGCGCCUACUUGCUUAGGGAGAUUGUCAAGUUCAGAACCUACGUUGACACCCUGCAGCAGGCAGAGGCCCGGAGGCGGGAGAUUUACAAGGAGCGAGACUUGGCUCAACGGGCGGCCAGAGGCGAGCUGAGCGAUGGCGACAUGGACCUCAGCGAUGAAGAUGGCGACGAGACUCUGCGGCCCUGA
Trichoderma reesei QM6a is the source of this 4035-nucleotide messenger RNA. Its product is annotated as guanine nucleotide exchange factor. Gene Ontology annotation, biological process: regulation of ARF protein signal transduction. The record is from RefSeq and is a predicted model, not a curated record. The transcript is spliced from 3 exons. NCBI's taxonomy places the organism in Eukaryota, Fungi, Ascomycota, Sordariomycetes, Hypocreales, Hypocreaceae. Gene Ontology annotation, molecular function: guanyl-nucleotide exchange factor activity. Bases 1 to 4035 code for a protein of 1344 amino acids.